Sycon ciliatum is the source of this 2045-nucleotide messenger RNA. RefSeq names its product probable tRNA (uracil-O(2)-)-methyltransferase. The record is from RefSeq and is a predicted model, not a curated record. The transcript has 2 exons. The coding region runs from base 1 to 525 and encodes 174 amino acids. Gene Ontology annotation, molecular function: metal ion binding. Lineage: Eukaryota; Metazoa; Porifera; Calcarea; Leucosolenida; Sycettidae.
AUGUGUGUGUGUGUGCGUGCGCACACGUGCACUUGUUUCUAUGCGUGUCCAGGAUCUCUGUCACUGGGUGAAUGUGCUGAGCUGUUUGACAAGCUGCUGCUGCGUUCUUUGCGUCAGGAAUGUGGUGGUCUACAGACAGUGUUGAGAAACACUACUCAAGUCUUUAAAGUCAUCCAGGGACAAGUAACCCUGAAGGAUUGGAGGCCAACUUUUGAUUCCUCCACAUCGACUGCAACUGCAGGGGAGACAGCGACGACAGGACGCGGCCGGGACAAGACCCGGAAACGACCGCCGCCACAGCACCGACCCGGCAAGCCCAGCAAGGAACAGCUGCUGAAGACGAAGCUGUGCUGGUUCCACGCGUUCCACCCGCAAGGCUGCCCGCUGUCGUCGUCACAAUGUGCGUACGCACAUGGCGCUGAUGAGCUUCGAGACGGGCCAUGCCCUUGGACCCCAAGUUUAGUGGCCAACUCACAUACACAGCAGGGCCAACAGGAGCAGCAGGAGAAAGCAAACAUUACCUGAGCACUGCAGACUAUAUCUAUUCUGUUUCCAGUGGAAUUACUUGUCCGGCAACUUGAAGCCAAGCUCAGCCACGGGUCAGACCUGCCGGCUCGGUGGAACGAGAGUGAAUCAAAGAGAGGGAGAGAGAAAGAGAGAGAGAGGGCAAUUGGUCUACACUGGCCUACUGCUCCUAGCAGCAAGAUCCCCAUGGAGACUGAUGAUCUGUGCUAACUGAUUGAGGGUUGAGUACUGGCCUGAGCUCACAUGCUUUUGGACGCAGCACAACACAAUAUAUCGCUGUGCCAUGGCCACAAGCUGUAGUUGACCUACUGCAGCCUGUGAUGACGAGUUGUUGCGGUUGAAAAACCGAGGGAACAAUGUUGUCCUCUGUACAUUGCUUGCCACUUGUGUGCAUGGAUUUGGACACGGCUGUUGUAAAGCGGAUUGGACAAUCAUGACAGGCUUGCUACUAUGUCUGUGCAGAGAGACCGCCAGCAAGAGGCGAGAGAAGCACCAGUUGUGAUUGUCACACUAGCUAUAUAUCCUGAAGCAGGUUAGUUGCAUUCAGCGUUCGUGUAUUGUCGCUUGGAGGCCAUGCGGCUGGUCACGCUGUGUGCUCUAGUGCUGCAACUGUUGUACACUGAACAUCAGCUCACAACAAUGCUGCUAUGGACUCUCUAGUUCCUCUUGCUCUAUGGCUGUAGCUGACCUUGGUGACAGUACUCUCAAACGCCUCUUAUCCGGACGCCUCAGAUACGGGCACGUCUCUCUACCGGCCACCCUCAGCUUGAGUUCCUAUGGCAAAAAUGCUUCGAAUUUGGGGGGUUGAACUUUUUUUCCGAAUGCACAAAUGCUUAUUAGUCACUGCCAACCUGUGUAAUCCAUACAUUUUUUCCGUGGAUUAUUUUUGUAACCUAAACAUGUGCAGUAUGCACCAAAAAACUUCUUCAAAAAUGAUAAUGAUACAUGGCAGAUGAGUUAUCCUGAGAUACGGGCAAAUCUGAGAUACGGGCAGUGCCCGGUCCCAAGGUGCCCGGAUAAGAGACAUCUGAGUGUAGUUCUUUUAGGCCUGCUACUCUUAAUGUGUGCUGCUCACCCAAGCUCAGCCAUUUGUCGAUUUGAUAGCUUGAGCACGUGUUCUGGGUAGAACUUGUUCUAAUAUUAUUGCUUUGGCCCAGUUUGCUGAGCUUGUUCAUGUCGGUACUGGAGCGUACAUGGACUCUGCUGCAGUGUGGCAUGUGUUGCUGUUGUACUGCAGCGAUACACGCCCUGUGUAGCAACCUAUGGGCCUAGUAUGGCCACAUGCCGUUGUCCUCUCCAUUUCUGCUUGCUUUCUUGCCAUUGCUGCUAUCCCAACCUCACAAGCAGUCAUAAAUCUUUUUUUCCUCUUCCAAACAUCUGACUCCCGUUCAAAGGAGCGCCCUACUCUCCGUUCCGUUGCACUCGUUGCUGUGUUCUUGCAGCAUUUGAACAUAACGGAGCACGUGCUCUGCUGGUGUAACAGCCUAUGCUGGUGGGUGCUAUGCACUUGAAAUCUGAUC